AUGUGCAGCUUCCUCUCCGUCAAGGAGCACGCCUUACCGUACAGUAAUAUCACUCCAUAUCUCAUGAGACUAGCAGUCAGAGCUGUCACACCAGCUGUUAGUCUCCACGACGAACUGGAAUCUGUUCUACGGGAACGAAUCAUGGUGUUAGAUGGUGGGAUGGGCACCAUGAUCCAGCAGCAUUCCCUCUCUGAAGAUUCCUUUAGGGGGCGAGAAUUUGCAGAACAUGAAAAACCCCUAAAAGGAAAUAAUGACCUUUUAAGCAUCACCCAGCCUGACAUAAUCUACAAAAUUCACAAGGAGUAUUUGCUUAGUGGAGCCGAUAUAAUAGAAACCAACACAUUCAGCAGUACCAGUAUUGCCCAGGCAGAUUAUGGUCUUGAGGAUAUGGCUUACCACCUAAACAAGAUCUCUGCAGAAGUAGCCAGAAGAGCAGCGGAUGAUGUAACAUCUGAGACAGGAAUUAAAAGAUAUGUAGCAGGAGCUAUGGGUCCAACGAACAAGACAUUGUCUAUUUCUCCAUCUGUUGAAAGACCAGAUUACAGAAAUAUUACUUUUGAUGAACUUGUGGAUGCCUAUGCAGAUCAGGCCAGAGGUCUUCUGGAUGGUGGUGUUGACAUUUUGCUGGUAGAGACUGUUUUUGAUACAGCGAAUGCUAAAGCAGCUUUGUUUGCCAUUCAGAAUCUGUUUGAAGAGGAUUACAAGCCUAAACCCAUAUUUGUUUCAGGAACCAUUGUAGACAAAAGUGGGCGAACUCUUUCUGGUCAGACAGGGGAAGCUUUUGUAAUUAGUACAUCACACGCUGCUCCACUGUGCAUUGGCUUAAACUGUGCUUUGGGUGCUGUUGAAAUGAGGCCAUUUAUUGAAGCUAUUGGGAAAUCUACUACAGCCUACAUAAUUUGUUAUCCAAAUGCUGGUCUGCCGAACACAUUUGGUGGUUAUGAUGAGACACCAGAGGUGACUGCUAGGCACAUUAAGGAGUUUGCAAUGGAUGGUAUGGUGAAUAUUGUUGGGGGUUGCUGUGGAACUACUCCAGCGCAUAUUAGGGAAAUUGCAGAAGCUGUGAAACACUGUAGACCAAGAAUUCCUCCAAAAUCGGUCUUUGAUGGUUAUAUGCUUCUUUCUGGCUUGGAACCCUUCAGAAUAGGACCUUACACAAACUUUGUGAAUAUCGGGGAGCGAUGUAAUGUGGCAGGGUCAAAAAAGUUUGCAAAACUGAUCAUGUCAGAAAAUUAUGAGGAAGCUUUAUCAAUUGCAAAAGCACAAGUUGAAAUGGGAGCACAAGUUCUGGACAUUAACAUGGAUGAUGGAAUGUUGGAUGGGCCCAGGGCCAUGGCACGAUUUUGUAAUUACAUUGCAUCUGAACCAGAUAUUGCUAAGGUUCCUCUAUGCAUUGACUCAUCCAAUUUUGAAGUAAUUGAAGCUGGACUGAAAUGCUGUCAGGGUAAAUGUAUAGUAAAUAGUAUCAGUUUGAAGGAGGGAGAGGAGGAUUUCCUGGCAAAAGCUAAAAAGAUAAAGCAGUUUGGUGUGGCGGUGGUUGUCAUGGCUUUUGAUGAAGUGGGACAGGCCACAGAUACAGAAACAAAGGUCAGAGUAUGCACUAGGGCUUAUAACCUUUUGGUUGAUGAACUGAAUUUUAAUCCCAAUGAUAUCAUUUUUGACCCAAACAUCUUGACAAUUGGAACUGGCAUGGAGGAGCAUGACAAUUAUGCCAUGAACUUUAUUGAAGCUACCAAAAUUAUAAAGGAGACUAUAAAGGGAGCUAAAAUCAGUGGUGGCCUUUCGAACCUCUCCUUCUCAUUUCGUGGAUUGGAUGCCAUUCGAGAAGCAAUGCAUGGGGUAUUUCUUUUCCAUGCUAUAAAGAUGGGGAUGGAUAUGGGAAUCGUAAAUGCAGGAAACCUUCCAGUAUAUGAUGACAUUGACAAAGAGCUUCUUCAGCUGUGUGAGAAUCUAAUAUGGAACAAGCAUCAUGAAGCAACAGAGAAACUUCUAAAAUAUGCACAGACAAUUGGAAAAGGGGGUAAAAAGGUCAUCCAGAGUGAUGAAUGGAGACAUUUCACUGUUGAGGAAAGGCUGGAGUAUGCCCUUGUCAAGGGUAUUGACAAACAUGUUAUAGAGGACACAGAGGAAGCAAGGUCAAAUAAACAACAGUAUCCAAGACCCCUCCACAUUAUUGAAGGUCCUCUAAUGAAUGGCAUGAAGGUGGUAGGGGAAUUGUUUGGAUCUGGAAAGAUGUUCUUACCUCAGGUAAUAAAGUCUGCUCGGGUUAUGAAAAAGUCCGUAGGAUACCUGAUUCCCUUUAUGGAAAAGGAAAGAGAAGAGAUGAGAGCUCUAUCAGGAAAUGUAGAAGAUGAUAAUCCAUAUCAAGGAACAAUUGUGCUAGCAACAGUAAAAGGUGAUGUACAUGACAUUGGCAAGAACAUUGUUGGUGUGGUACUGGGCUGCAACAAUUUCAGGGUGGUUGAUCUAGGUGUUAUGACUCCAUGUGAAAAGAUUCUGAGAGCUGCAAUUGAAAACAAAGCUGAUGUAAUUGGUCUGUCUGGCCUUAUCACGCCUUCCCUUGAUGAAAUGAUCUUUGUUGCCAAGGAGAUGGAAAGAUUGUCAGUAAAGAUCCCGUUACUGAUUGGUGGAGCCACCACAUCGAAGACCCACACUGCUGUUAAAAUAGCCCCAGUUUACAAUGCACCGGUUAUCCAUGUUUUGGAUGCAUCCAAAAGUGUUGUGGUUUGUUCUCAACUUUUGAAAGAUGAAGCCAAGGAUGAUUUAAUUGAAGAAAUAACUGAAGAGUAUGAAGAAAUCCGUCAGCAACAUUACGAUUCUUUGAAGGAAAGAAGAUAUCUGACACUGCAACAGGCUAGAGAGAAGAGUUUCCAUAUUGACUGGCUUUCCCAUCCUGUUCCAGUAAAACCGAAGCUGACAGGAACACAGGUUUUUAGAAAGUAUGACUUGGAGAGACUAAGUCAGUACAUUGACUGGAAGCCAUUCUUUGAUGUAUGGCAGCUCAAAGGAAAAUACCCCAAUAGAGCCUUUCCAAAAAUCUUCAAUGACAAGUCUGUUGGAGAAGAAGCUAGAAGAGUCUAUGAUGAUGCUCAAAAUUUGCUACAAUUUAUAAUCAGUCGAAAGAAAUUUGAAGCCCGUUGUGUUGUAGGCAUCUGGCCAGCACAGAGCAUUCGGGAUGACAUUUUGUUAUAUACUGGAGAAGAUGUGCUGCACUCUUCAGAGCCCAUUGCCAUUUUCCAUGGACUAAGGCAACAGGCACCUGGAGCCACUUCAUCGACUACCUGCAGCAUGUCAAAGAAGGGCAAGCACAAGGGGCGCAAGUCGACCCCUAAAUCGGCCUUCCACCGCCUGUUUGAUGGGGCCACUUCCUCGGAGGAGAAGAGGCCUCAGUCUCACCGCUCUGCAGUGCAGAGAGAGCCGCCGGAUACCACACAGCGUCGGGCGGAUUUGGCUCCUCCCACUCCGCUACGGGAGACUCGCCAGUCUAAAAAACCGGAGGGGUUGGAGCUCCGGCACCUGGAGAACCCCCACUGGACCCAGCAGCGGGACCUGCAGGCAUCCCUAACGUCAGCACGGGACACGGAGGAGAGGAGGCCGUCACCGCGCCGCUCUCCGUUGUUGACCGGGCCGCAGGACGCCACCUCGCAAGGGACUGACUUGGCUCCUCCCACCCCGACUCCUGGAGCAGGCCAAGACGGGGAACCAGAGGACAUGGGCCCGCAGCAGACGGAGGGGGACGACUGGGCCCUACAGCAACACCCACAGCUGUCUCCCUCCAGAGAAAAGAAGAAAUAA
This is a messenger RNA of Nanorana parkeri, 3795 nucleotides long. RefSeq names its product 5-methyltetrahydrofolate-homocysteine methyltransferase (gene MTR). Lineage: Eukaryota; Metazoa; Chordata; Amphibia; Anura; Dicroglossidae. Bases 1 to 3795 code for a protein of 1264 amino acids. Gene Ontology annotation, biological process: pteridine-containing compound metabolic process. The record is from RefSeq and is a predicted model, not a curated record. Gene Ontology annotation, molecular function: zinc ion binding; methionine synthase activity; cobalamin binding. The transcript has 30 exons.